ACUGAAUAAACAGCACCGCCCCAAUCUCCCCUUGGUUGUUUGUUUUAAGUGAAGAGCGAUCCAUCGCAGAGCGCCGUGCUCGAUUGACACUGUCUGAUGAUCUGCUACUGCGGCUGGCUCAGAAUAACAAGGCUGCUCGCUAAUACCCGUCUAUCGGGUCUUUCGCCAAAACACCGAGCGAAUAGGAUCCAAAAAAGCAAACAAGGCAAGCAAGAACGCCGCGCCGCCGAAGUCCGCACCACAGGAUGGCUUCGGGAGACCUUUACGAGGUGGAGCGGAUCAUGGACAAGCGGCGCAACAAGAAGGGCAAGUGGGAGUACCUGAUCCGGUGGAAGGGUUACGGCAGCAAGGAGGACACCUGGGAGCCCGAGCACCACCUGCUGCACUGUGAGGAGUUCAUCCACGGCCUGCAUCUGCACACCCAACACAAACAACCCAAACCCCCCAAGCUGCCCCCCGGGACGGCUGGGGGACCAGGGAGGCCAGGAGGGCCACCAGGGGGAGUUGGACCACACCUCCUAUCCGCCCGUCCUCCUGCCCCAGACACCCCGAGAGCACGAGCAGAGGCACGUAAGAAGAAAAGGACUGGUGUUAGUCCAGGGGCCGGGGUUAAUCCUGGGGCAGGAGUAAGGGAGGGCGUGGGUUUGGGGGUUGGUACUGGAGCUUCUCAGAAGCAGAAGAAGGUGAGCGGAGGAGGAGGAGGGGGUGGGAAGCGUGUCUCUCCACACAGGAUGACCAAAGCUAUGCCGUACAAGGCUGCUCCGGGGGGACUGCAGUUUGUGCCCCCGGUAAGGGCCCCUCAUAACGGACUACAGAACGGAGAGAUGGACCCUGUCCUGUACAGGGCAGCAGCCAGGACACACAGACUGACCCAUGACACGGUAGAGAGGGUGAUGGGGGGUGUGGAGACCACCAGGACACCACUGGUCAAUGAACUAGGCUCCACACUCUCCAACGGUGAGGUGAAUCUGCACAGCUCUGUGAAGAGGAAGCUUGGAGAGGACAAAGGCUACGUGUUUGACAAGCGGCUGAGGUACAACGUGCGGCAGAACGAGACCAACUGUCGAUUCCGUGACAUUGUCGUCAGGAAGGAGGAGGGCUUCACGCACGUGCUGCUCUCCAGCCAGACGUCUGACAACAACGCACUAACACCAGAGAUAAUGAAGGAGGUGUGUCGGGCUCUGGGGAACGCAGCAGCUGAUGACAGUAAGCUGUUGCUGCUCAGUGCUGUGGGGAGUAUCUUCUGUAGUGGCCUGGACCCGUCCUACCUGAUAGGACGCCUCUCCACAGACCGCAGGAAAGAGAGCAGUCGCAUUGCUGACGCUGUACGGGACUUUGUGCUGGCGUUUAUCCACUUUAAGAAGCCCAUCGUGGUGGCCAUCAACGGGCCUGCCCUGGGCCUGGGGGCCGCUAUCCUGCCCCUAUGUGACGUGGUGUGGGCCAGCGAGCGGGCAUGGUUCCAAACGCCCUGUGCUGCCCUCCGCCUCACCCCCUCCGGCUGCUCCUCCUACACCUUCCCCCAGAUCCUGGGAGUGGCUCUGACCAAUGAGAUGCUGUUCUGCGGGAGGAAGCUCACGGCACAGGAAGCCUGCAGCCGGGGCCUGGUGUCCCAGGUCUUCUGGCCAACCACGUUCAACCAGGAAGUGAUGCUGCGUGUGAAAGAGAUGUCCACCUGCAGUGCUAUGGUUCUGGAAGAGUCUAAAUGCCUGGUGCGGAGCAUUCUGAAGUCGGUCCUGGAGGAGGUGAAUGAGAAAGAGUGUCAAAUGCUCAAACAGCUAUGGUGCUCCACAAAGGGACUGGAGGCGCUCUUCAGCUACCUGCAGAGCAAGGUGUAUGAUAACUGACCUCUCACCUCCACACACCUGCAGAACUAUCUAUGGUCCACGAGAUCUGGUCUUCAGUUACCUACUGAGCAACAUCCCUGAAGAUAUAGGGCUUUGAUCUUCAAUUACCAACAGUCUUCUUUAACAACCAGCAGAACGCAGUUUGCCAGUCUCCGAGGCCUUAUCUCCUCUCGUCAACAUCUGGGCCUGCAGAGCACCACCAUCAAUGUUUGCUUUACUUUGGUCAUCCCUCAACGUCCCUGCCUGUAAGAUGAGCAAAGCAUCAACUUCUGGAGAGGAUUCAUCUGUAGGAUUCAUUCUGCAUUCAUACUGGCCUGCUUGGAGUUCAGUUAACCCCUUCCAGAGGAAGCAUUGACCUGGAACAGGAAGUCAUGACAGUGAACAAGGCUCUUCAGGAAAAUGGAGGCACAGCGGUGGUAUGAGUGCAUGGAGGCAAAAGAGCUCAUCUGAUGGCUAAUGUCAUUGUUCAGUUAUUUAUUUGAAAAUGUAUUUCGAUUUGAUCCUAAAUACAAAAAAAGCAUACCAUGUGUAUAUAUUUUCUAUUAGUCUGCUGUUUUUUUUUUUUUUGUAUCUUGCUUUAGUCUUUCUGUUUUGAGGUGAAGUGUCCUCCUAGGCUCUGAGGUGUAGUGAAAAUCAAAGCUAUGCUUGAGGUCAGAGUGGAACAUAUAUCUUCUCACUUUACAAUGCAGUAACCCUGGCCAAAGAAGUAAAUAAUAAUUGAAGUGAAACCUGUCCAUUGAAUUAGGUGUGGUGUAAUAGGAGGGCCACUGGGGAAGAGUUAGAAGUAGGUCAUGCCCAAUGAUACACACCCAUAAGUGGGAAGUCACUGUGAAUGGGCAGUGUUGACAGUGAACUCUUUCUGGAUUUAUAUCGGUCGUUUUGCGAUGCUCUUUUGGAAGUGUUUAUUCAAUUGCUUGUAUUUGGUUUGUCAGUAAAGGUGUUUGACCUCUGAUUGAAUGUGAAUGUGUAGAAGGGCCCUCUUUGACCACGACCAACACUCCCAUAGAGAACCAGAGCUGUCUGAUUGCAUCUUUUCAUUAGAAUGUGGAGACUGUCGAUAGAUCAACAGGAGACCUCUCCCUGGGAAAGGGAGGAGAGAGAGAGAGAAUGAGGGUGAGACAUGUGUGUCAUCAUUAUUAUAUCAGCAGCAACAUGUGCAGCGUCAUCAUUAUCUUCAAGGUACAUAUAUGACAUGUAUUACAGUGCAAAGGUAUAGCGGGAGUGGUUUGCUUAUCUACUCUUCUGUGUUGACUAACCUUGCCUGAGACCUGAAGACUUCUUUUGGCUCCCAAAGCUAAUGCCCGGCCUUUAGCUCAGAGGGCUAUUGCAGUCUUAAAUCGUGAAGACGACCAGGGUUUGAUACCCCGUUGAUUAUAAAGGCAUGUAUAUUACAUUGUGAAACGUGUAGCUAUUAUAUUUGGACAGAUAAUUAUUUUGAUAUUACCUUGCAAUUGGUUAUUAGUGAGACAUUGUGUAUUUUUGUAAAGCACAGAAAGAUGUUUUGUUCCAAAGUAAUCACUGCACUUUCGUCUGUUGGCUGUCUGUGUUGUGAAGAUGCAGUAGUAGUGCAGCUGAAGCAGAUAAUACCUGCAUGUGAUGAUGGCUUCAGGAAAUGGGAAAUGUAUAUCUACAUAUAUUGUAUGUAUGGAUAUCUAUUUUUGGUUUACCCAAUAAUGAAAUGUAGUUUUGUGGAAAUUGUUUUGUAUCAUUCAGGAAGUGGUGGAUAUUUGCAGUUGUACACAUAUAUGAACCAUGUAGGUGUUAUAUGGUGUAACUAUAUGCAUGUACAAUAUUGCAGAUACGUGUGUUGCCUGUCAAAAUACUUUACAUUUCAGGGUAUGUUUUGUAUUGCCAUAGUAAGCAAUGGUAGAAAUCUUGCACAAUCAUUAUUUGUAUUUAUUUAAAGUUAGUGCUCAAGUUCCCCUUGGGGUGGCAGUGCCAUAAUGUUCCCCUUUCUCCAGAGGCAUCUCUUUCUCUCUUAUCUUCUGUUCCAGAUAUUCUCAGUAAAUUGCUUUUUUCCCUAGAUCUGCCCUGUGUGAUAGUGGUGACACAACAAAGACACACAAAAAAUGGUUACAUGUAAUAUUGCUAUUGACAGCACUGACAAAUCAAAGCUCUAUCAAUUUCUAAUCAACCAUUCCCAAUUAUAUUUGAAUAACAAUUUCCCUAAUUAAUUUAUUAUUUGCGUGUUGAUCAGUGUAUUGCUAAAGUAUAGUGUAAGAUUAAAUGUAUAUUAAUAUAUUCAAGAUUUGAGUUUUGCCUGUACCUCUCCCCAACCUGGUCUCAGAGCAUUUUGUAUUAUGCUGUACGUAAAUUCAUACACUCCAUUUAGUAUGAUUUGUUACUUCCGUAUGGUAUGUAUUCAUUUGUGGAUGUCCAUCAACCGUUUCGUAUGAUAUGCUACAAAUUUGCAAAAUGUACAAUAUAUUACGAUUUGCUAAACGUAUGAUAUUUUACCAAUUCUAGCUAGGUGGGUAACAUUAGCUAUCUGGCUAAUGUUAGCUGGGGUUAGGGGUUAGUAUUAAGGUUAGGGUUAUGUUUAGGAAUUAGGUUAAAGGGUUAAGGAUAGGGAAGGGUUAGCUAACGUACUAAGUAGUUGCAAACUAGCUAAACAUUUGCAAGUAUAGUUACUAAUUAGCUAAAAUGCUAAACUUGGUCAUGAUGAGAUUCGAACUCGCAACCUUUAGGUUGCUAGAUGUUCACGUUAUACACCAACCCAUCCACCCCAAACCAACUCAUUUUUGCCUUAAGUAACCAUAUGUCUAUUCUAACCAUAAAAAAACGUAAAAUAUCAUACUACUUUGUAUCUUGAUUUACAUUUACUUUGUUAUGUAUAGUCUGAGACCAGGCUGCUCUCCCAGAACCCAAAUAGAGAAACAUUGUGUUUGAAUGAUGCAUUUGAAUAAUUUGAAGUAAAACAUGUAUAAUUAAUUUGUUGAGAACUUACCCUUGAAUAUUAUGACCGGCCCUGUAAGCCAUGUGUUUAGGUUUGGUUUGUAAACUCCUAUCAUCUCUUUCUCUAGUCUAAAAUCACACCUCGGGGUGCCUUAGAAGUUGUAUCUUUUGUCUGUAGGAUGCUGUAUCCAUACGUUGUGAGAGUUUGGGGUCAAGCUGCUUUGAAUAAACUAUGACAUUAAUUUAAA
Molecule: messenger RNA, 4987 nt
Organism: Oncorhynchus masou masou (cherry salmon)
Lineage: Eukaryota; Metazoa; Chordata; Actinopteri; Salmoniformes; Salmonidae
Product: chromodomain Y-like protein 2
Exons: 7
Coding region: 246-1844 (532 amino acids)
Cellular component (GO): nucleus
Molecular function (GO): transcription corepressor activity
Source: RefSeq, a predicted model, not a curated record